AUGUGUCGUGAUGGGCACUUUAAUGGUGAUCAAGACACUUGGGACUGGAUAUGCAAUUGGGAGAAUUGGAGUAAGGAAGAUUGGAGUCAUUGGCGCAAUGAUGUUUACAAGCGUUUUAGCAAACGUAAUGGUGCAACCUGUCAUCGUAUUCAUUAUUAUAUUAUUCAUAUUAUUUAUUUUCGUGGUCACGCUUGCUUAUGUGAGAGACAUUGA
Molecule: messenger RNA, 213 nt
Organism: Rotaria sp. Silwood2
Lineage: Eukaryota; Metazoa; Rotifera; Eurotatoria; Philodinida; Philodinidae
Source: the annotation of a GenBank genome assembly